AUGUCCACUGCAUCAAAAGUUAAAUUACCUUCCAUCGCUGAACUCACAAACAAUCUGCACCUGCCAAAGUCAAGUCUCGAUGCUCUGCCUUUGCUGCUGAUAUUCAGAGCUCCAGUACCAGCUGCCAGACAGCUGCCGCUUGCUCAACUGGACCAGCGUGUGGCUGCUCCACCUGCUGCUGUUCCAUACCAUCUUCAGACCGGUCCCCAGCCUGCCAAUCCACAACACUAUCAUCACUACUCUCAUGCCAAUGUGCCCCCACCUCCUGGCUACUACCAACCUUCAUACUAUCACCCAGCAUACUACCUGCCAGUUGUCACCCCUGCAAAUGCAAACUAUGUUCAUCUGCCGCAGGAAGCGAAGCCAUACUCUGUUCCGGAAGUGAUCAAUAAACCUAUGAACAAGUGUCACCGUUGUGGAACUACUGAGACCCCAGAAUGGCGCAGGGGCCCCAAUGGCUUGCGCACACUAUGCAAUGCGUGUGGACUUUUCCAUGCAAAGCUUGUCAAGCGUAAAGGUGCUGUGUUGGCAGCCGAAGAAGUGCUCAACAAUAAGGUAUGCAAAGGAAAGAAUGGCCGCCGUGUAUCCAUCAAGAAACAGGCUUUGGAUGAGUCCAAGAAGCGUAUGCGUGAGGCACAGGUGACGGAGAUUCCUCCUAUUCCUUAUACUGCACCACCAGUGGUUGGAGCUCCUCAGCAUCAUCCUUCUAUGGCUGGUGCUCAACCCCCACUUCCACAGGUUCCUCUUCCGUCGGUGCCGGGCACUGAAUACCUGUACCAUGUACAACCAGAAAUGGGAUCCAUGCCCUUGCCAGGAUUGGCGCAAUGGGGCCAUCGGAUGGCUUUACCACGCCCUGUGUUGAACAGUCCUUACCAAUCAUUGCCUCCACUCAGAAACUGA
Sungouiella intermedia is the source of this 900-nucleotide messenger RNA. The record is from the annotation of a GenBank genome assembly. Lineage: Eukaryota; Fungi; Ascomycota; Pichiomycetes; Serinales; Metschnikowiaceae.